This is a messenger RNA of Moesziomyces antarcticus, 1011 nucleotides long. RefSeq lists its product as uncharacterized. The coding region runs from base 1 to 1011 and encodes 336 amino acids. The transcript is spliced from 3 exons. NCBI's taxonomy places the organism in Eukaryota, Fungi, Basidiomycota, Ustilaginomycetes, Ustilaginales, Ustilaginaceae. The record is from RefSeq and is a predicted model, not a curated record.
AUGUAUCAAGUUGAAGGAGCACGUGUGCUCGAGUCCGAGAUGUCGUUGAUAGCACAAGCGAAUAAGGUUGGGCGCGAGGGACAACAAUGGACCUUGGCCUCGGGAAGGGGGAGCGAGAUCGAAGCUGAGGAGAGUAGAGGGAAGGUAAGGAGACAGAAUGGGACCGGCGGACACAUGGGAGAGGGUCCAGAUUCCUUCGCGAGGCGCACUUCCGCCAGGUGUCAACUCGCCUUACCCUCUGCAGAGAACCACGGCGGAAGUCCCGAACCUUUGGGCCCAGUACUAGCUGCUCGGACCCUCAAAGGUGUGCGUUUCCAGAGCCUUCGCAAGGAUGGAACGGGGAGCAACGACGCGCACCAGUCCAGAGAUACAGGUCCAGAGCGCUCGCUUGGACUGUACCUGUAUCACUGCGUGUCAACCGCAAAAGCUGCGCUCUGGCUUUGCGGAAACUGCUUCUGCAGUGGCGGCGAGCCUUUCCGCCCUGGAAGCUUGGAUGCGUGCAGCGGAAAAAUUGGCUCGACGUGCAUAAACCACGCGCAGCCGAAGCUUGGCCCGCCAGGCUCAACCCCCUCCUCCCUUUCGCCGCUGAGAUGGGUAUCAACCCGAGUUGGCCGCAGAUUCGGCCGUCCCGCGGGCGCCUUCGCGGCAGCUUCACAGGCUGGUGCCCAACUUGGCGACAACCGAGUAUCGGAUCACUGCCAUCCAUGGUCAAAUCAUGCUCAACAUGCCGUCUUGAAUGACUUGGCGGGCUUGACCAAGUACAGUAGGCGCAACGCAGCACCGCAGCUCGGCGGCGUGCUCACGCGAUGUAUUGCGAGCAUUUGUAAUCCGCUAUUCCGACGGCCUUUUGAAGCCCUCCUGCUCAGCACGCUGCUCCUCCGAGAGCUGCCGACCGAUCACUUUGCGCUCCCAGCUUUGCACACAGACUCAAGCUCAAAAGUCAACGUUAGACUUGCAGGCGGACCUGUUGAAGCUGUGAUCUCAUACUGGGCAGCCAAGUUCACUCCGUAG